This is a messenger RNA of Trichomonas vaginalis G3, 1196 nucleotides long. RefSeq names its product Prim-pol domain family. The annotation marks the transcript as partial. Lineage: Eukaryota; Parabasalia; Trichomonadida; Trichomonadidae. The transcript has a single exon. The record is from RefSeq and is a predicted model, not a curated record.
AUGACAGCAACAAACAACAACAGCAACUAUAUCGUUUCUGAUGAAAAAGUUAUUGAUUCAUUAGUUGAGGAAUUAGUUAUGGCAGAAACUAAAACCCUCAACGAAAGAAUUGGUGAAAACAAGAUUGAUUUACAUAACUACCUCAAAUACGAUGGAGGAAGAGGAAGGAAAACUGGUAUGGCUUUAUUAGUAAAUAAAAUAUCAAAUUUAACGAUUAUAGAUGUUGAUAUCAAUAAAUCGUACAAUGAUGAACUUAAAGAAACAGUUAGAAAAGACAUUUUAUCAAAACUUUCGGAUAAAGAUGUUAUCGUUAAAACCGCUUCAGGAGGUCUUCACAUUUAUUGCAACACUAAUUUCUUCUAUGUAGUUUCGAACAGAAUGAUUAAAUGUUAUUCCUGCAAUGAUUAUGAUAUUGACAUAAUGACUUCUAUGAAUGAUUCAAAGCGUUCAUUAGUGGUUAUGGCUGAUUCAAGAGUUCGCAAGAAUGCAACAGAACCAAUCAAUACAUACUCAUUCAUUCGUGGAAGUUAUGAUUCAACAUUAACUAGAACAGUGAAUGAUAUAUUAAAUGAUUUGAAUAUUAAGGUAAGAGUUGAACAGAAGAAUGAAGAAAUAAAGACUAUCAUGAAUGAAAACAAAGAUGUAAACAUUGACGAUAAACUUGCCCAGAGCAUAGUUGAUGGCAUCUGUGAUUUUGAAGUACAUAAUGACGGUGGAAACAUGAAUUUAGAAAAAGAAGUUACAUUAUUCACACUGUUUCAAGCAAUUAAUUCGUUACCUAAUCAUUUAAUUAAUGAAGCAUACGACAACGUUUAUAACUUCUGCAGUUUAACAGAAAAUGCAAAAAGUAAUUUUGAAAAAGCACGUGAAAGAUAUGCACAUUUAAUGACUUCUCCAUUUGUUUUGGUGAAGAUUCUAAAACUAUAUCAAAAGGAAUAUUAUGAUGAAUAUGUUUUGCCUUUAUUACGUAAGCCAAAAAUAACAUUUGAUAUAAAACUUGAUGACUCGUUUUUGAUAACAGAUAUUAGACGCAAGGCUGAAAAUCAUCAGUAUAAAAACAGUUCUGAAGUAAUUGAGGAUUUAUCACGUGUAAUCCGUUUUGUAGAUUGUGGAAACAAAUACUUCAUUCAAAAAGAUUACAACAUCCACGACAAAAUGAAUCAAAUAUCAUUCAUUCUUCAAUCAAACAUGAAAGA